This is a messenger RNA of Papaver somniferum (opium poppy), 986 nucleotides long. Its product is annotated as 14 kDa proline-rich protein DC2.15-like. The transcript has a single exon. Lineage: Eukaryota; Viridiplantae; Streptophyta; Magnoliopsida; Ranunculales; Papaveraceae. The record is from RefSeq and is a predicted model, not a curated record. Bases 362 to 802 code for a protein of 146 amino acids.
GAAAGUUGAUGUUAUUUCACGUGAACUCUUGUCUAGCUAACACAGACCUUUGUCAUGCAACAAACUAAAGAAAAUUUCAGAUGAAUUUCGAAACCCCAAUAACAUACAAGUUGCAAUAUCAACCGCCAGCCACAUUAUCGCCUAGCUCGGCUACAUGUUGAUACACGAUGUGAUCACAUGGGCGAGCUUCUUGUGUAUGUUUUAUUAGUUUCAAGCAGUUUACUACCACCAUGCAUCUAUAAAUACCCUAGCUCCUCCAUUGCUUCAUAUCAAACACAAAACCUUCUUGCAUAUCAUAGUUGGAAGAUACUAGUCGCUCAUUGAGCUUGUCAUCAGCUUGUAACAGUCGACAUUUUGAGAAAUGACGGCUUUAGCAUCAACUGUCCUCAUCGUCUCUCUAAACCUACUUUUCUUUACUUUGGUGACUUCUUGUAACACUUGCACACCAUCACCAAACCCUACAAAACCUAUUCGCCCGCCGACAUAUAUGCCACCAAAAAUCAAUCCAUCACCAAAGUUCCCAGUACCAUCGACUAAGCCUGUUAGUUGCCCAAGAGAUACUCUGAAAUUGGCUGCUUGCGCUGAUUUGUUAAAUGGUGUUGUCCACCUUGUUGUUGGAACACCACUUAACACUCCUUGUUGUAGUCUCAUUCAUGGUUUAGUUGAUCUUGAAGCUGCUGUUUGUUUAUGCACUUCCCUUAGGGCUCAGGUUUUGGGAAUUAACCUUGAUGUUUCGGUCGCCCUCAGUUUAAUUUUAAACACUUGUGGCAAGAAGGUUCCAUAUGGUUUCCAAUGCGCGUAACUUUUUCUAUGGUCCUGAACCAAACGCGAUAGGUGUUUCAUUUGCUAUUUGUAUGUUGAUUUCUUUCAUUGAUCGACUUUUCUUUCCUUUGGUUUCAUGUUGAAUUGUAAUUUCCCUGAUAGUCGACUUCCAUCAUGCUUGUACUUUUUUUUCUUCAUAUUUUCUACGCGUAAAUUUCUCAUUA